AUCGACUGCAGUGAAGUAGCAAUAUGGCGAUCAUAAGUUGCAGCAGGCCGAAAGUUAUAAUACUACAAUGAACAAAACAAGAAACAUUGUGUGAAGUAAUAACUGUAUAUUAAAGUUAUAAUUCGGCCAAAUGCUUUCGUAGCAAUGACACUGCCAAUAAACCAUUUUAAAUGGCACUACAGAUUCCGUUGAAAUAUCUGUAAAACCCGACACGAAACAAAAUAAUGAAUUCCUUUAUAGAACUAUACACAAUAUUCUUAACACUGACAGAAGAACGAAGAAACAAUUUAUAGAUUCUUCGUCGAACGAAGUUUCCUAAUAUAAGAAAAUACAUUAACGAAAUCUUUAUGGCCUAAUGCACUAUACAUUGAAAUAAUAUUCAUCAUAAAUUUUUAAUAUUUUGUUCUGAAAAUCAAUUAAACAAAAAUGAACCGAAUAGAUAAUGGAAGUGGUUGGCAUGAAUGUGUUAAAUGGUUAACAAGAUGUGGAGCUUUGAGGGCAGAUCAUAAAGCAAAUUGGCCAGAGGCUACUGCUGUUGAUUUAGCAUAUACAUUAAGAGAUGGUGUAUUACUAUGUAAUCUUCUAAAUACAGUGGAUCCUGGUUGUAUAGAUAUGAAAGAUGUAAAUCAAAAACCACAAAUGGCACAAUUUUUAUGCUUAAGAAAUAUAAAAGUAUUUCUAUCAGCAUGUUCAACUACAUUUGGCUUAACUGAUUCUGAACUUUUUGAACCUUCUAUGUUAUUUGAUUUAUCAGAUUUUCUUCGUGUAUUACAUACCUUAUCAGUUUUAUCAAAUUGUCCUCGUUUGAGACGUAAAGGUAUACUUCCCACAACAGGAGUGGGGACAUUUACCAUGAAAUCUAAGGGUAUGGAUGUAGAUGAAUCCCAAGUAUAUCAGGAAUUACUUUGCUUCUCGAGUAAUUCUCAGCACGACUGGCCUUCCACAGAGAAGCCGUGAAGACGAAGGUCGUCGCAGAAGAUUUAGAAGGCGAGAAGGAAAUGAAGCAGGUGGAGGAGGCGACAAUGAAGAUCCAGUUGGGGAAGAAGAUGGAUAUGGAGCAUAUUGCAGCCAUGCACAAAGUGAAGAAAUCUACCAGGACCUUUGUAGUCUACACUUGCCACCUCCUCCAUCUGUUGCACAGGAUGGUGCAAUCUGUGGCGGUGAAAAAAGGGAUUAUGUAAUACAAGAACUUGUUGAAACAGAACGAAAUUAUUCCGAUGUCCUUAACAGUUUACUUAAACAUUUCGCAAGACCCCUUUCCCCGUUACUACGACCCGAAGAUUCUGCACGUAUUUUUUUUGGUAUAAAGGAACUUGCAGAAAUUCAUGCUGGUUUUCAUAGUCAACUUCGGAAAGCAAGGACCGGCGCCGCUUUAGCGCAGGUUUUUCUCGAUUGGCGAGAAAAAUUCCUUAUUUAUGGCGAUUAUUGUGCAAAUCUUACCCUCGCUCAAAGCACAUUGCAAGAAGCAUGUGUUCGUUAUGAAUUAGUUAAUCAAGAAGUUAUUAGAUGUCAACAAGAAGCAAAUAAUGGCAAAUUCAAAUUGCGAGAUAUUUUAUCUGUUCCAAUGCAAAGAAUAUUAAAAUAUCACUUAUUGCUUGAUAAACUAGUAGAAGAAACUCCUUGUGAUUGGCUGGAAGAUAGGCGUCAACUUGGAAAAGCUAGAGAAGUAAUGGUUGACAUAGCACAAUAUAUUAAUGAAAUAAAACGUGACUCAGACACAUUGGACAUUAUAAGAGAUAUCCAAGCAUCAAUAAUUGAUUGGGAUGUUCCAGAGGAUGUGCAAUUAAAGGAUUUUGGGCGAUUACUUAGAGAUGGAGAGCUUAAAGUAAAAGCUCACGGUGAUCAGCGAGUAAAAGCUCGUUACGCAUUCGUUUUCGAACAAGUAGUAUUAAUUUGUAAAGCGGGUAGAGGAGAACAAUAUUGCUAUCGUGAGACAUUACGUCUUGAUGAUUAUCGGUUAGAAGAUCAUACAGGAAGACGAACACUUGGCAGAGAUUCUCGGUGGUCUUAUCAAUGGCUGUUGGUCCAUAAACAAGAAUAUACUGCAUAUACUUUAUAUGCAAGAACAGAAGAACAAAAGCAAAUGUGGAUCAAAGCAUUGCAAGAUGCAAUGGAUAAUGUUAAUCCCGCCGCAUGUCGCAAUACAAAUCAUAAAUUUAAACUUACAACAUUUGACACACCACGUAGUUGUCAACGAUGUGGUAAAUUUUUAAAAGGACGAAUUUUUCAGGGAUAUCGAUGUGAGACUUGUCGUUAUGCUGUACAUAAACAAUGCAUUGCACAUUCGGGUCGGUGUAUGCCAAUACCUCCGCCACCUCCGCCUCCACCACCUCUACCAUGUGAACGUGCCCUCUCGGUGAAAUUAUGGUUUGUAGGAGAAAUGGGACGUGAUACAGCAUCAAAUAAAUUAGAACCUCGUGAAGAUGGUACUUAUAUGCUGCGAGUACGACCUGCUGGACAACCACGUUUGAAACACGAAACCAAUUAUGCUCUUAGUAUAAAAGCAGACGGAACAGUAAAACAUAUAAGAGUAUUUAAACGCAAUGUUGAUGGUGCUGACGUAUAUUAUCUUAGUGAAUCUCGUUUUUUUAAAAGCGUAGUUGAACUUGUUGAAUAUUAUGAGCGGGCAUCGUUAUCAGAAAAUUUUGAAAAGUUAGAUCAACGCUUGCUAUGGCCAUAUAGACGUGUCUUGGCUAAAGCAUUAUUUGAUUUUCGCGGAGGAGAACGGAAUCAACUAAGUCUGCGGCGAGGUUGCAGAGUUGUGGUAUUGAGCAAGGAAGGUGAUGCCAAAGGUUGGUGGAAAGGAAAAAUUGGAGAUCAAGUAGGGUUUUUUCCAAAGGAAUAUGUUGAAGAAGAAUAACCAUAAAUUAUACUACUUAGAUAUUUUACUUAUAUGGUAGCACGACGAUCAAAAAUAUUUUACAUAUUAAUCAUAGCAUCGUGCAAUCAUAUUCUAUUAAAUUUAUGCCUCAAUGGAGAACAAAAAAAAAUGUUUUACAUUAUAUAAAAUAUAGAAAGAUUUAUCUUCACACAUAUUAGUAUCAUUAUAAAAAUAAAAUUUUGUUCUCUUUAUUUGAGGUUGUACUCUAUCACAAUCAUAUAAAUAGAAAGUACAUAUUCGUAUACGGAAACCGAACGCAUAAAAACAAAUAUCUAGCUACUUAUAUAGAUCAAAAAAAUUAUUUUCAGUAUAAUAUAACAGUACGAAUAAAGUUUAGAAAAGUCAUAAAGAUUAAAGUUGUCUAUAUAUUCUUAUAUAUUAGAAUCAUACAAAAAAUUUAUCGCAAGAUGUUUAUAAUUCUGGACAGCUUUCACCUUUAUGACCAUAUUUUGAAUCAGUCAAUUGCCAAGACUCAAUUGUAUAUAUUGUAAUUCUGUACUGUUGAUAAUAAAAAUUUUAGCUAUUUCUUAAAUAUAAAUAUACACAUACAUAAACAUAUAAAUAAUCAUUAUGUGUAUUAUUGUAACAAAUUAAUUGUAUUAUUUUUUUAAUUAUUACACAUUUUCUGAUUGUGCCAAUAAGAGAAUAAUCAAUAAAACUCAGAUUCUAUCGAGACAUUAAACAAAGAAAAAAAAUAAUAUGUAUCUAUGUUUAUAAUUCUAUUCUGUGCUUUUUAUUAGCAUAUAUAAUAGCAGCUACUUUUUGUUCUAGUCUUUUGCAGCCAGUAGUUGCAUAGAUAUUAUGUGGAGGAGGUCCAAAAAUUACAUAUGAUAAUCCUUCUUCUAUCAUUUCAUUAGUAGGAUGUACUCCUCUGUUUAUAAAAGCUUUUUUUAAACACUUCUUCACAUGUACUUCUUCAAGUGGUAAAAAAGGUACAUAAUGAUCUAUAACACUAGAGUCUAUUGUAUCACUAUGAUAAAAACCACCCUUUUCAUUAAAUGCUCCAACACUUAUUAAAUUUUCAAAAUCUUGAAGUUUAGUUGUUUUUCUCUGUUUACCUUCCUCCCAAAGUGUUAGUAAACGCUGAAUAAUCCGUGAACUCCCUGUAUUGGAUAAAAAUAUGUAAAUUGCUUUCCUUGUAUUUAUAGAAGUGCUUGUAAAUCUCCAUGAUUUGAUCCAUGUAUUAUAGUCCAAAAAUGGUACAAGAACAUUUAGUAAACCUUCUGGCAUUUUAUCCACUUCAUCAAAUACAAACAUUGAUCUUUCACAUUUUUGUAAACUAUUAAUAAUAAUAUUGUCUAAAACAUACCUUAUAUUCAUUCACUUUUUCUUGCAGAGGAAAAUCAUUACGGCCAUUAAAAAAGUGAUAAAAAUUACUUUGAUCACCCUUUUUAUAAAAAAACUUAGCAAUCAGUUGACUUGUAUAAGUUUUACCAGUGCCUGGUGGACCAUGGAAGCUCAUACUUAGAGCUUUUGGAGGAUUAGCUGAUGUUAAAUGUCCACGUAGAGCAUUUAUAAUUACACGAUGAGCAAUUUCUUGUCCAUAAAAUUCUUUAUUCAGAAUAUCAUCUAAUUUAUCAAUGUCGGGAGAAAUAUAUUCGCUUGUACAACAUUCUCCAAAAUUACAUUGUAUAUUUCUUAUUGUAUUACUGACUUUAUCAACUCCAGAUGAUAACAUUGACAUAAAUGAAAAUUCACAUUUUAUACAAGUAAUUAAUAAACUAAUAACAAUAAGUAUGGAUGAAAUGCCGGUAAGAUUCAUGUUAUAUUAUUAUUUAAUUAUAAAUUUAAUUGUAUUCUACAAAAUUUAGACAUUACUUAUUAAUGCAUAAUUGAAAAAUAAAAUAUUAAAUAAAUUUAUUCGUAAAACUAUUUGUUCAUAUUUCAUCAGUAAAAAUACAUUUGAUCUAAAUAUUAAUAUUCUUUAAAAAACUGUGUGCUGUAACCAUUAAUUUAAAACGACGAUUUCCUAUUGGUUCAACUUUAAAACUCACAAGUUUACUUUACUAUUUUGGACAGUAAAAACUAAUAAAAAAUAAUCGCAUAAAUAUAUAAAAAGAAUUGAAACAAUUUAUAUUUUAUAUUUAAAUAUAAGUUUUUAUAUAUCAAUAAAUACUUUUAAUUUAUAUUAUUGCAGUAUGUUAUAAAAAUAUUGAAAUUUUGUAAUUUAAUAUUAUCUAAAUAUUCCUAAAAUAUUUAAUUUACAUAUAAACAUGCAUCCCUAUAUUGUUGAAGUAAUGUUUAUAAUUUCUAAUAUCAUGUUGUUUAAAAUUCGAUUAAAAUAAUUUGCAUGAGAAAGAUAUUAUUGAUAACCUUUAAAAAAUAAAUAAUUUUAUAGAUUUCGUUGGCGCUUAAUAUUACUAUCAUGAGUACAAGGUUCGAAACAUUCACUGACCGAUUCACUGAAUUCAGACUGUAGCUACAGUCGUAACUAAAGUAUAAGUUGAACAAGUGGAAUAAAUUUUUGCGUAAUUUGUAUUUUUCGAACUAAGUUUAACAUAAUAAUACUCUUAUAUACGUCAUUUACUAUAUAUUGAAUAUUUCAUUCAUUCCCUUCAGCAAUAUCUAUAUAAUACUCGUAUAUCUAUUGUAAAAUAUUUACUGCAAAGAAAAAAUAUGGCAUCCGAAAAUAACACUCUUGAUACUGCUUAUACCAAAUUUUAUACGCGGGAAGAAGUUGCUAAACAUAACGAUAGUAAAGAUUUGUGGUUUAUUAUUCACAAUAAAGUUUACAAUGUGACUCAAUUUAUAAGUCAUCCUGGUGGAGAAGAAGUUCUUUUGGAACAGGGUGGUCAAGAUUGUACAGAAGCUUUUGAAGACAUUGGCCAUUCAAGUGAUGCAAGAGAAUUAAUGGAGAUAUUUAAAAUUGGCGAAUUAGUAGAAUGGUUCUUGGAGAUCGUGGCUGAUUCCAAUUGCUCUUGGGGUAUUGGCGACUCUUGUCUACCGUUAUUUUAUUAAGGCACAUUGAAUUGUUCCCAAUAUUUAUUUCUUUUGUAAUUUGUAAUAUAUAAACAAUUCGAAAUAAUUAAUCAAAGAAUAUUACAUAUAUUGCACAGUUUUGUUUUAUGAUAUGAAAUUGCACACAUAAGCUGGCCUAGUAUAAAAACAUUUAUAAAAUUCAUUUGUUAUAUUUAAAUUUUGGAAUAUAUAAUCAUAAGUGUGCGUGUUUCAUGCAUAUGUAAUAACGUGAAUAUAUUAACUAUAAGUACAAAAAUAAAUUAAUUUUAUUUACAUAUUGACAUCAAAUUUCCAUUGAAACAAAGGAACUACAGUUCUAAAACUGAACAGAUUCUAAAAUUAAAAUAUUUUAAAAAUACAUUGAUUACAUUUGCCAUUCUUAUUGUAUGUACAAAGAUGUUUACAGUUAAUUAAAAAAUAUAGGAGUAAAUUAAAAAUUAUUUUUUAAAAAAAUAUAAACUUAUAUUUGCAUUUAUCACUGUUAAAAAAUAUUUAAAAUUAAUUAUUGUGUACAAUUGAUAACACGAUAUUUUGUAAUAACGUGAGAA
This is a messenger RNA of Heterotrigona itama, 6387 nucleotides long. NCBI's taxonomy places the organism in Eukaryota, Metazoa, Arthropoda, Insecta, Hymenoptera, Apidae. The record is from the annotation of a GenBank genome assembly.